Messenger RNA from Gymnodraco acuticeps, 891 nucleotides. Its product is annotated as zinc finger BED domain-containing protein 4-like. The coding region runs from base 1 to 891 and encodes 296 amino acids. The record is from RefSeq and is a predicted model, not a curated record. The transcript is spliced from 3 exons. NCBI's taxonomy places the organism in Eukaryota, Metazoa, Chordata, Actinopteri, Perciformes, Bathydraconidae.
AUGGUUGCAGCAUUCAAAAAAACUGUACAUGAUGAGCCCAGCAGCUCUGAGGAAGAAUCCCAGGAGAGUGAUGAGGAAGACUCUGAGGUUGUCGAAGACCGAAGGUACGGAGCCAUAGAGAGGACCCCCUGUGUUGUGCAUACACUGCAACUCGUGGUGAACAUGAUCCAGAAAGAUUUGAGUGUCAAACCACUCCUUGACAGAAUACGAGUACUUGUCCGGCUCUUCCGCAAGUCGUCUGUGGCAAUUCAGCGACUGCUAAAGCUGUGUGGACUCACUCUGGUCAAAGACUGCCCUACUAGAUGGUCCAGCACAUACCUGAUGAUAUCACGCCUUCUCCAAGUGAAGGACUCCCUUGUUCAGGUAGCUGAUGGAAUGGGCUGGGACUGUCUACUGCCAAGUGAGUGGCAGAAGCUCACUGCUCUCAGAGAUCUGCUCCUCCCCUUUGCUGAGCACACCCAGAUGCUCCAGAGUGACACAAUGUCCUUAUCCCUGGUGUUGCCCGCCCUCCUGGACCUGAAUGCUCACCUCUCUGAGUUCCCUGAGGCCCAGGGUUCUUGCCACAGGGACCUAGCUUCCCUGUCACAGAAGAUGAAGGAAAACAUGGGCCAACGCUUCAGCUGCUUUCUUGAUCCCAGUGAUACAAAAUUCUCUCCCCUCAUUGCUGCAGCAUGCUUCCUCGACCCUACAGUCUCAGCCGAAGCACUCAUUGAAAAUGAGCAUGACGACGUACAAAUCCAGGAGCUUCUGAGAAAAGCAGAAGAUUACAUUGCUCAGAUGGUGUCACCAGUAAUACGGGAGGAGGAGACUGAUGAGGAUGAAGAAGAAAGGAGAGAGAGGAUCAGCAAGGACAACACAACAGUAUUGCACCAAUGUGAGAGUCUAGGCUAG